UGUGCGAACCGGAUUAACGGGGAAACACUCGGACCAAGAUGGCGUCUUCCAUGAGUGGGAUGUUCUCCGGCCAGCAGCCGCCUGCUGCCCAUCCCGUCGGUGGUCCAGGUGGACCGGGCCAGCCGAGCUUCCCCAGUUCCGCGACGAGGGCCCAGGGAAACAACACGCUGGUGGAUGAGCUGGAGGCUUCCUUCGAGGCAUGUUUUGCAUCCUUGGUAAGCCAAGACUACGUUAAUGGAACUGACCAAGAGGAGAUUCGAACUGGUGUUGAUCAGUGCAUACAGAAGUUCCUGGAUGUGGCUCGACAGACAGAGUGCUUCUUCUUACAGAAAAGGCUCCAGUUAUCUGUGCAGAAACCAGAGCAGGUGGUGAAGGAGGACGUGUCAGAGUUGCGUAAUGAGCUUCAGAGAAAAGAAAUGCUGGUUCAGAAACACUUGUCUAAGCUGCACCACUGGCAACAAGUUCUUGAGGAUGUCAGCGUGCAGCACCGCAAGCCCUCAGACCUUCCUCCUCCUGGACCCCUGGCCUUUUUGGAGCAGGCCUCUGCGAGUCUGCCCCCUGCUCCUCCAAAACAAAACUAACACAUCAGCGGUAUAGCCACAUCGGUCUUCUGUUUGAUUAGAAUGCCCCACAGUGAGAAGCCACGCUCUGUGGAUGAUACAAUAUUUGCUGCGAAGAAGUGAAUGUGAUGUUACUUCACACUUGAGUAAGUCCUGUGUUAACCUAUAAGACAACUGAAGAGCAUCCUCUGCACAGCUGUGGGGAAAUCAUGACAUUUUAAGUUUCUUCUGGACUCCUUCCUGUAUUUUGGAAUUCUGUAAAUAUUUCAGUUUUUGACUUUUUUACUGUAAAAAUAAAAUGAAAUUUGUGAGUACUUUU
Molecule: messenger RNA, 879 nt
Organism: Labrus mixtus (cuckoo wrasse)
Lineage: Eukaryota; Metazoa; Chordata; Actinopteri; Labriformes; Labridae
Gene: med28
Product: mediator complex subunit 28
Exons: 4
Coding region: 39-581 (180 amino acids)
Cellular component (GO): mediator complex
Source: RefSeq, a predicted model, not a curated record